AUGGGGUUUCGAAUUACAACAUGGAACGUCAACGGGAUACGAAAUCCGUUUUCUUACGAGCCAUGGAGAGGCAAGCGGACGUUCGAUGCCAUGUUUGACAUCCUCGAGGCCGAUAUUGUCGUCUUUCAGGAAACAAAAAUCCAGCGCAAAGACUUGCGCGAUGACAUGGUCCUCGUGCCUGGUUGGGAUUGUUAUUUUAGUCUGCCUAGAGUCAAGAAAGGCUAUUCUGGUGUCGUGAUCUACACACGCAAUUCUACAUGUGCCCCCAUUCGCGCUGAGGAAGGUCUUUCGGGGAUGUUAUGCCCCCCGAACUCGUCGGUGCCCUUUCGAGAACUUCCUGAGGAUCAGCAGAUCGGUGGCUAUCCAAGCAUUGAGCAAUUAUCGCAGUUUGAUGUUGAUGCAGCCACACUAGACUCCGAGGGACGUUGCGUCAUUCUCGAGUUUCCCGCCUUUGUCCUGCUGGGCAUUUAUUCACCGGCCAAUAGGGAUGAGAGCCGCGACUCAUUCCGCCGCAAUUUUAUCGACCUGAUGGACGCGCGGAUACGUAACCUAGUAGGUAUGGGGAAGAGGGUGUUUGUGACGGGUGACUUGAAUAUCUCGCGGGGAGAGAUCGAUGCAGCUCAUGCGGGAGAGGCUAUCCGAAAAGGGACAUUGACGGAAGACGAGUUCGUAUCCACUCAUGCACGACGUGUGUUCAAUCAGUUGCUAUCCGACGGGAAGGUGAUCGGGGAACGGGAAGAAGGAAGAGAACAGCCUGUUCUGCAUGACAUCUGUCGCUCAUUUCAUCCGGACCGCAAGGGAAUGUACACCUGCUGGGAGCAGCGAAUCAAUGCUCGCCCGGGAAAUUAUGGCUCAAGAAUUGACUAUGUCUUGUGUAGCUUGGAUAUGCAAGACUGGUUCAGCGAUUCAAACAUUCAAGAAGGACUUAUGGGCUCUGACCAUUGUCCUGUGUAUGCGACGUUCAAAGAAACCGUACAUCUUGGGGGGAAGCAACUUAACAUCCGGGACAUCAUGAACCCUCCUGGAAUGUUCGAAAAUGGCGAGCGUCGACACGAAUACACGGCGAAGUGUUUACUACCGACUUCGGGCCGCUUGAUACCGGAGUUUGACAAACGAAGGAGCAUCAAGGACAUGUUCACGCGCAGACCCAAUAACGGCCCCCAGAGCUCCCCAACUAGUACCCCUACGCUUUCCCGUGCGAAUUCGAAUUGUGGAGAAUUGAAAGCUGUCAUCGGAAAGCUCUCAACGGAAGCAGUCGCCAACCACGCCAUUCCCAAGAACGAUCCCCAGCCAAAGGGAAUUGUCCGUAAACGGUCCGAGAAGGGCGACUCCCCUGUUAAACGUUCCAAAUCAGUAGCUGGCUUAGCACCCACGCCGGCAGUUGCUGGACAGAGAACGCUCAAGGGAUUCUUCAAGCCGAAGAGUUCCCCAGCCAUACAGAGCCGUGAUCAACCAACGGCCGACCUUGAAACAUGUGCCAUGCCCCAACCUGCAUCCCCAUCCAAGAUGAUGUCUUCGGCAGAGUCACAAGCAAUAGACAAGGGGCAAGUUGCGGCGGCCGUGACCACAGACUCCACAAAGGAAACCAAUCCAUCGAUGUCAACGACAUCAGACACCCCGACAGAUGAUGACACAUUCGUCGACCCAAUUGCGAGCAAGGAAGAUUGGUCAAAGCUAUUUACCAAAAAGCGCGCACCCCUAUGCGAAAGUCACCAGGAGCCAUGCAUUAGUUUGACAACCAAAAAGCCUGGCGUCAACUGUGGGCGAUCCUUUUGGAUUUGUCCUCGGCCUCUUGGACCCAGUGGCAACAAGGAGAAAGGAACACAAUGGCGCUGUCCGACAUUUAUUUGGGCAAGUGAUAGGAAUUCUUCGAUGUCGUAG
Aspergillus tubingensis is the source of this 1881-nucleotide messenger RNA. RefSeq names its product DNA-(apurinic or apyrimidinic site) lyase APN2. Gene Ontology annotation, biological process: base-excision repair. The transcript has 6 exons. Gene Ontology annotation, molecular function: endonuclease activity; double-stranded DNA 3'-5' DNA exonuclease activity; DNA binding. NCBI's taxonomy places the organism in Eukaryota, Fungi, Ascomycota, Eurotiomycetes, Eurotiales, Aspergillaceae. The coding region runs from base 1 to 1881 and encodes 626 amino acids. Gene Ontology annotation, cellular component: nucleus. The record is from RefSeq and is a predicted model, not a curated record.